Molecule: messenger RNA, 2498 nt
Organism: Homalodisca vitripennis (glassy-winged sharpshooter)
Lineage: Eukaryota; Metazoa; Arthropoda; Insecta; Hemiptera; Cicadellidae
Gene: Atox1
Product: copper transport protein ATOX1
Exons: 3
Coding region: 320-544 (74 amino acids)
Biological process (GO): copper ion transport
Cellular component (GO): cytosol
Molecular function (GO): metal ion binding; copper chaperone activity
Source: RefSeq, a predicted model, not a curated record
UGCAAUUUGGCGUUUUCUUAUUGGUUAUUUCUUCAGUAAUCAUGGGAUUGAACAUAUGAAUUAAAAAUUGGAAGUGUGGACUAGAUAGAGGAUUUUGUUUGUGUUUUAGAAAUUGAUUGCAAUAAAUACUAAAUAUUAGGUGUCAAGUUUAAUAUAUUCAGCUAUUAAUCACUUCAAUUCCAUCAUUCAGAGUUUAAAGAAGCCCUUAAAUUAUUGGUAUUUGAACAGACUUGACCAUUGCGUAUGGUUGGUUCUGGCAACGUAUUCUAAGAUUUUAUAGCAACAGUUUUAAUAUAUUUUUUAUACCCGUGAUAUAAAUAUGGCAGCUAAGGUACACCUGUUUAAAGUAGAAAUGACUUGUGAAGGGUGCUCAGGAGCUGUGGAAAGAGUCCUGAAUAAAUUGAAAGGCAAGGGAGUAGAAGAUGUUGAAAUUGACCUGAAAGAAAAACAGGUUGCGGUCACGUCCAGUUUGAGUUCAGAAGAAUUAUUGGAAGUCAUCAAGAAAACAGGGAAAACCACUUCGUACAUAGGAGAGAAGAGUUAAAAUCACCAAUUGGAGGCAUUUUCAUAAAUUCAUGGAUCAUUAUUGCAUCAAACAACAUUUAUGUAUUAAAAUAAAUAUACAGGAAGUUUUCAUAUACGAUUUUCAACCUUUUUAAGAGAAUAUUAAGUUUUAUUUGUAUUUUCAUAAUUUAAUGUAUAUUUUAGGUAAUCAUUGUUAAUUACUACUGCACAUUUGUAUUAUUUUUGUGAAUCCAAAUUCAACAUCAUUAAAUUAAUUAAGAACAUUAACAUUAAGAACGUUUAUUUAUGUGUAACAUAAAAAAAAUAUUUUAUGAAUGAUUAAUUUAUUUAUCUGGUGUUGCAAGAUGAAAAUAUGAGAAAUUGGUAUAUGAUUUUAUGUUACCUUGUACAAAAAUGUCUGUUGUUUUGGAUAUUCUAUCAGUAAAGCUGUCUUGUGUUAAACAUAGCAACUAUUGAAUUUACGAAUGUGUUAAUACAGAUGUUUUGAUACAACAAUGUUGUAACUUUAUACUACAAAGUUUUAAUGAAUAGAUUAUGUAUAUUAUGACCUACAUUGCUUAUAGAACAUUAUUAUACUAUAGAACAGUAUUGCUCCAUAGAUAAAAAUUGUCGUUUUUAUGUGAACAUUGUGUCAGGAGGCAUCAGCUAAGUUUACUUGCAAGGUCUAAUUGUUAUAGGUUAAUUGGACUUGGCUGUUUGUAUUAUUAUUAUGCAGCUUCAUAUUGCUGCUACUCAACCAAACUCUCAUGGAAUUCCGUAUCUCCUUACUUUGUUUAGGUCUGCAAUCAACUCUUUCCCACACACAGAACUUUAAUCGACUUCCACUGCUUUAUUGUAUAAACUGCAAUAUUUUAAACUAUUAUUGUAAUAAUGCUUUUAUUUAUUUAUAUAUUAUUUGCUCACUUAGGACAAGAAGUUGAGAAACAUCUCAUUACACUUAGUCCUAAAAGGACCUUUGUGCUAGCUGCCGGAGUGAUAGGAUAUUCAAGAUGGGUAAGGUUGGGCACUAAGAGAGCUCCACCUUUAUCGCAAUAUCUUGACAUUUGCAGUCAAUGAUAUGCCGUUCCUGGACAUCCAUAAGGGUUGUCCAAGAUAUAAGUGACACAUUGGUUUUUGCUGUACCUAGUUUAGGUUCAACUGCUGGAAGUUAUAAACCAGCUAGAAGUGAACCUUUCUUCUUGGCAUUAUUUUAGUUACUUCUGUGGAAAGCUGGGCCGGGCCAAGUCGUACGCUUAGUGACGGCGAAAUCAAUUAUGAAAUUUGUUAUGAUAUUGAUAAUUUGAGUGAAAGUAGUAAUUUACUUAAAAUUAUUUAUAUUGUUAGGAUUGAUAAAUGAGUGAGAGUUAAGGGUGUAAUGAGAGAGGGUUCAUAAUAAUUCAAUGAAAACAUCAUAUUUUAUUUAUAAUUAUUUACUUUUUACAAACCAGUCUAAGUGCAAUAUCAUUAAAUGGUUAGGUAGUUUGGAUACAAAAGAAUUUGUUUGUCAAUUAAUUAGUGAUAUGUGAGGGUCUCAAUGCAAUACCUGUAAUAAGUUUGGUUAUUGUUGAUUAUUAAUUGUUUAUUCUCUAAGCGUUUAUUGAUAUUAUUUUAAACCAACCCAGUCUUGUUUUAUAGAUUGUUCUAUUACUUUAAAGAUUCAUAAAAGGUAGUUUUAUUUAUUUGUUUGCAUAUUAAAAAGUGGCAUGCUAUGUUUGUUGAUUUUAUUUGGUUUUGCUUUAUGUAUUUUAUUCUGUGAUAAAUAUUAUAUAAUGGGGUAAUGUAAAAUCAGUUAGCUUUAUAGUUUAUUAAUUUACAUACUUCCUUUAUUGGUCGUAGCUAGUAAUUAUAAUUACUAAUAUUAAAGAGCUUUAAUUUUGAUUGUAUUUUUCUAUAAAUCUGCAUGGAUUGAUGAAGUACUGUUCAGUGAAGACUGUAUAUUUUACUGAAUUUAUUGUAUAUCAAUUGUGAUAAAAUAAAACUUAUUUAUAAACACU